GCAUUGGGAGUUGUGCUACAUUCUCAAAGGAGUGAAUCCAAAUACUUUUGACGAGCUAGCAAGCAAAGCUCGUAACAUGGAACUAAGCAUUGCAAGCAGUAGAAGGAAAACCAUGGGUAUAUGUCCCAUCAACGAUGUUGUUGAAAAACAAGAUACCAAGAAUGGGGGCAAGCCCUUUUCUAAGUUUGAAACGAAAGAAGCAAUGGUCGCGAAGACUGCACCUGUUAAGAUCUUCACUCGAAAUUCGAAGCAAGUUCCUAGGGUCGACUUGGAGGCGUCAAAACGUGUUAAAUCAUUUCUAGAAGAGAUGUUGGAAAAGAAGUACCCUUUCUUAGACUCUGACGUUCCUCCCAUGUUUGAGGAGCUGAUGAGAUUGAGGCUUAUUGAUUUGCCCGAGUCCAAACGACCCGAGGAAGCUACAAAGGUUGAUGACCCCAACUACUGCAAGUAUCAUCGAAUUCUAAGUCACCCCACCGAGAAGUGUUGGGUGCUUAAAGAUAAAGUUAUGGCUCUCGCUCGUGAAGGAAAGAUUGAGCUCGCUGAUUCCGCUGCAAGCACAAACCAAAUUGCCAUCACUUUUGGUAAGUUUUCUCCACUCAUAGUCAAAGAUGACUCAAAAGAAGAGAGCAAGAGCUCUCACAAUCGAAGACUUCCUUUUACUGUCAAACAGAUGGGAAAUGACUCUCCUUUCAAUAAAAGUGUGAGAGAUGAAGAAAAUAAUGGCAAAGAAGGUCCAUGGAUCUUAGUAGCUCGAGAUAAACAAAUUAAGAGGCACAAGUUGAUCUCGUCCCCAGUGAAGGAAGUGAAGAAAUGGAUCAAGAAAAGGAAGGAAAAUAAACUCAAGCUAAAGAAGGAAAGAAAGAUUAAUGUUUGUUCCAAGAUUGUGCGAAGGCCAGUUACUCUAGAUGAUUACAUGCCAAAGAAUUUCAAGAACAAGAUAAAUCAAUUUUCAAGUUCUUGCCUUAGCACUCAUGAAAAAGAGAUUGAAAGUUCACACAUAUGUGCAUCUCGAUCUUUGGUUGAGCAACAAGAAACAAAAGCGCGCAAAUCAACCUCUUAUGCCACUGAUAUUGUCUUUAAAGAUGAAGAUCUCAUGUUGGGCGCAACCCCUCAUAAUCGUCCACUCUUUGUCGAAGGAUACACUCGUGGACAAAGAUUCAAAAGAAUUAUGAUUGAUCAAGGGUCUGCCGUUAACAUUCUGACGGUUCGAGCUAUGAAAGACCUUGAUAUAUCAAUGGAUGAACUCUCCCAAAGCCGCUUGAUGAUUCAAGGCUUCAAUCAAGGGGGGCAACGGGCAAUUGGAAUGAUACGUCUUGAUUUGGUCAUUGGCGAGCUGAAGGCAAGCACUCUGUGCCAUGUCAUUGACGCAAAGGCUUCAUAUAAUCUUCUUCUGGGCCGCCCAUGGAUCCAUGAGAACGGUGUAAUUCCUUCAACAUGGCACCAAUGCUUCAUGUAUGAGCAAAAUGGUGUUGUAAAGAAGGUAGCGGCCGAUGAAACUCCAUUCACAGAAACCGAGACAUACUUUGCAGAUGCGAAGUUUUACCUAAAGGCCAAAGUUUCUAAAUAUGACAAUGCUAGACAAGAGGAAGAAUAUCGCCCCUUGAUUGAACCAAAGCUGAAAGAGAAGCUUGUUGAAGGCGUAGAAGGGCUUACAUUCCCUCUUCCAAAGAUUGAGAUAUUAAGGCCUCCUCAAAACACGUCCGAGAAGGAAGUGAAAAACGAUAAUGAUGUUAAGACAUUUCAUCUCCCUAAGGCACGCACAAAUGAAGGAUUUGACCCAAACGCAUACAAACUUCUGGCCAAGGCUGGGAAUAAUCCCAACGAACAGAGGUUGGGAAAACUCAUUCCGGAAGCUGGUGGUGAAGGGAUACCGAAGCAGAUCAAUCUUCGAGGGCACACAGGAUUGAGUUAUGUUCAGCCGAAACCCAUAAGGAUCCUCAUAAAUAGAGCCGCAACGCAUCAUAUCAGUGCUGGUGAAGAAGAUGAAGUGACUUCUAAACCGAAGUAUUCUGUCUUUGAUCGGAUUGGGGGGGCAAGAUCAAGGCCCGCCAUAUUUGAUAGAUUGGGUCCGAAGCCAAAGAAAGUUAUCAAGAUGACUUUACAAGAACGGCUUGGAACGAGCUCAAUGAUGAUGAAACACGUUGAAGACACAUGCACGGGACAAAACUUCAAAAGAACGUCUGUUCAUGAACGAUUGGCAUUGAAACAUGAACGCAAUAUAUCUGCUAAAGUUCCUCUCGAAAAGCAAAGUCUUAAUGAGUACAGAAGUUUUAUCCCAUCUCGUUUGAAGCGAGAAACAGAUGUGAAAGUGACCAAUAGGAAUGCAUUUAAAGUCAAACCAGUGACCAUUGUGCACACCCGUGGUCGAUAUGAAGACCAAUAUGAAGAUUCAGUACCCUUGAUGUUGGGGUAUAUAUAUGUCAAAUAAAGUGUUGAAAGGCUUAAACCACCAAUGAUGUUGUAAGUGGCUAAACUGCUAAAACAUCUCACUUUAUCUAUGGGUGAGCAUAAUCAUAGAUACUCUUGGCCCACGAGAGUUUAAAAUGUGAACGGCAAGCUCUUGGCCCGCAAGAGUUAAAAAUGUGUACGGCAAACUCCUGACCCGCAUGAGUUAAAACUGUGUACGGUCUCUUUAGAUUACCAAUUCAAAUGGUACUUAUGAACUACGUUUGACUUGAUCUCCUUCAUAGGAGUACGUAGGCAGCUCAGAAGGUUUCAUUUUUGAGUUCAGUUAUAACAAAAUAAACCCCAACUAAGUUGCCUUGUCAAAGAGAAUAUCAGAAGAAGGCUUAGAAAAAAAAGUCAGAUGAACGGCAAAGGCUUGGAGAAUUCUCAGAUCUCCACCUCACCACAAGUGGAUUAAGUUGAGUUUCCAACGGCGUCUCCACAACGAUGCCACCAUCCCAACAACGGAGCAAGUGGCGCCGAUGGCAAAAGAAAUGGUGACUUUAGAGUCUUCAACGACGCCACCAUCCCAACAACGGAGCAGGGGGCGCUGACGGAAAAAGCGAUGGUGUAUUUGGAGUCUUGAACGACACCACCAAUAUCUUCUUUGAGUAACCUGCGACGGAACUGGCUCCUUCAUUGUCAUCUUCUUUGAGUAAACUGCAAUGGAACUGGCUCCUUCAUUGAUAUCUUCUUUGAACAACCUGCGAUGGAAUGAAAUCCUUCAUUGUCUUCUUCUUUUUGAACGGUCUGCAAUGGAUGAAAUCCUUCGUUGUUUUCUUCUUUGGGCAGCCUGCUAUGGAUGGAACCCUUCAUUGUUUUCUUCUUUGGGCAGCCUGCUAUGGAUGGAAUCCUUCAUUGUUUUCUUCUUCAGGCAGCCUGCUAUGGAUGGAAUCCUUCAUUGUUUUCUUCUUCAGGCAGCCUGCUAUGGAUGUAAUCCUUCAUUAUUUUCUUCUUUGGGCAGCCUGCUAUGGAUGGAAUCCUUCAUUGUUUUCUUCUUUGGGAAGCCUGCUAUGGAUGGAAUCCUUCAUUAUGUUCUUCUUUGAAUAACCUGCAAUGGAAUGGAAUCCUUCAUUGCCUUCUUCUUUGAACAAACUAGCCAGCUUCAGUCUUCGCCUCUCUGGCAGCAAUGAAAAACGAGAACUCGGGUUCUCCUCCUUCCGGCAAAUUAGGACGACGACUCUCUCGGAUUUAACCGCAGCGGCGACUGAAAUCUUCGGAAAGCAGAGUUUCUCCGGUUUUCUUCCUCAAACCUCGAACAAUCACGCCAGCAGCAAUUCUGGCCGAUUGAGCUCCCAUAUACCCAUCGAAUCAGCAGCCGCAAUUAUGACAUCGGCGGCAAAUAAGAGGAGCGACAACCUGUUCUCUGUGUUGUCCGCAAUCAACCAAACCUUUUUUGGACAGAGCACCAGGCAAGAGCGGAAAAUUCCGGAUAUAAAAAAAAAAAUCAGCAGCAACUUUGCCUCUGUAAAACCUCUGUCCGCUGCGUUAACAAAACUCCGGCCAGCAACAUCUUGAACUCUAGUUCCAACAAAUCUCCCCUGCAAUAUGCCAAAGAAGAAAGAGAGAUAAAGAACUAGAAUAAAACUAAAUUUACCUUCUACCGAUCUCUUACUCCAAGAAAUUGGUGAAUCUUGGGAUCUCUAGGUAACUAUUUUGCAGAUACAGAUUGAGCUGAUCUCCUAUUUAUAACUCUUGAAAGGAAGGCGAUCCGGAUAAAACGCAGCAGUGGGACUAGAUACAGAAGUUAGUCCUAUUAAGGAUACGUUUAUUCGGCGGGUAGAAGAGUUCAACUAUGACUAUGCCAUGAGAAGCAUUCGAUGAUUUUAGGAAUUGAAUUGAUGGUCUGGCUUCAAAUGCACG
Cuscuta epithymum is the source of this 4308-nucleotide messenger RNA. Lineage: Eukaryota; Viridiplantae; Streptophyta; Magnoliopsida; Solanales; Convolvulaceae. The record is from the annotation of a GenBank genome assembly.